Molecule: messenger RNA, 187 nt
Organism: Symbiodinium pilosum
Lineage: Eukaryota; Dinophyceae; Suessiales; Symbiodiniaceae
Source: the annotation of a GenBank genome assembly
GCUUUGCCCGUCCCUCCGCCAUCUUCGGACACCUCCGAAACGGCUUCCGCCGCGGCGACUGCGGCGCUUGGGCCAGCCGCAUCUCCAUAGAUGAUGAAGACGAACAGAGGCUCCAUGAGAGGCAGCGCCAGAUUCUACGACUGAUUCCGCUUUCCAGGACGAAGUCCGAUUCCAACGCUGGAGCCCG